Linum trigynum is the source of this 801-nucleotide messenger RNA. The record is from the annotation of a GenBank genome assembly. NCBI's taxonomy places the organism in Eukaryota, Viridiplantae, Streptophyta, Magnoliopsida, Malpighiales, Linaceae.
CUUCCCGCAACCAUCCAGAUUGAGGAGGUAGUUUAUGGAUCUCUGUCAACUACUUCCGCAAUCGCCAAUCUAUGUCAUGUCUCCGAUCAUCAUCGUCGCCACCACAAUCAAAUGGCCUCUGCCACUCCUAUCCUCAGAGGCGUUCGCCAUUCCCCUUCGGUUCCGACAACAGCGUCGAAAUCGAGGAUCUUGUUAUGUUCGUCGUCGACGAGCACAACAAAAUGCAGAGUGAAGGGCUCCACCGAAAAUGGUCUACCGCCUUUCCUCCCUCACCCAUCUCCUUCCUUUCCCCCUCAAAUCCAUGCUUUUGUCGCCCACCUAUUCCCCUACUUCUCAAUUAUACCCCAAAAAUUUCUCUCAAAUUGAUUUUCAUGAACCCUACUCUAAUUGACCUACUAUGCCUUCAUCACCAGUCCAGUAAGGUAGUACACUCCUCGGCCUCGAAGCCCCAUCAUGUCGCGAGUCUCCUUUCUCGCUCUCAAGGGGAUCCAGCCAGCGAGGAGCUUCUAUGGUGGAUGGCGCUGCGAUUUGUUGGAGGGAAGGAGGAGACAGAGCUACGAUUCGUUGAGGGAUUACUAUCGUGGACGUAUCUAUGAUUUGUUGAGGGACUUCUUUAUGGUGGACUUCUAUGUUGAGGGACUUCUAUGGUGACGUCGCUGCGAUUUGUUGGAGCAGAGGAGGAGAUGGAAGGGAAGGGAUGCGCCUAAAUAUUUUCUGUGGCAGUUAGAUUAGGUUUUUUAUUUUCUUAUUUUAAAUAUUAAUAAAUAAUUUAAUUGAAAUUAAUAAAGUACAUUACAGUCA